GUGAAUGGGGUGCUGCAGGUGUUUGGGGAAUAUUUGGUGGUCCGUUCGUGGUUUAGGGAGCUAGAAUCACUGAUUUAUGUCGUAGACGAUCUUGCGAUUCCUGUUUAAAUCACAAUGGUACUCUUCCUCAACAUCAGUAUCGGCCAACGAGUCGAGGUUUACUUCAAGGGACAAAUCUUCUCUGCUACGGUUAAAUAUAAAGGAGGAUUAUCAAACGUCACUGGGGACUGGGUUGGGGUAGAGUUGGACAAACCAGUUGGCAAGCAUAGUGGAAUCUUCAAAGGUCGAGAAUACUUUACCUGUAAAACAAAACAUGGAAUAUUUGUCCAUCCUUCUAGAAUUCGGUUCACCCCUUUGAAAAGAAAUAUAUUUGAUACGUACAAAUCAGUGAGUCCACGGUCGUAUGUUGAAGAAACUCUGUUUAGACCAACCUCAGCACCACGAGUUAUUGGCCCAUACGACCCAGUCUCCGUGUCGGAAACCUUUGCUAGAUCGGCAUCUGCAGGAUUUUAUGAUAUGAAUGCUUCCUGGCACGCUGGUAAAAAAUGUCUUUCAAAGUCGGAGAGUUUCGCUUGCGCUCCUACCCCGGACUUCCAUCGUAGUCACAACAUCGGCAGAACAUUAACUCCUAAGAAACCUCAACGUCCAAAAUCAGCCAUGGAUUUGAGUAUUUCUAACGGCAGGACAUCACCAUUACGGACAUUCUACAGUCGUACGGAUUCACCGUUUAUUAGCAGUCCAGCGGUACCGAAGACGCAUAUGCCUAGUGAGGCUUUAAAGCUACAAGAUAUGAGGGGUUGGUCUUGUACCCAGAAGCCUCGAGAAUGGUCAAUAUGAUAUGGCAAGACGGGUUGAU
Molecule: messenger RNA, 856 nt
Organism: Asterias rubens (European starfish)
Lineage: Eukaryota; Metazoa; Echinodermata; Asteroidea; Forcipulatida; Asteriidae
Product: dynactin subunit 1-like
Exons: 6
Coding region: 115-837 (240 amino acids)
Biological process (GO): cytoplasmic microtubule organization
Cellular component (GO): nucleus; microtubule plus-end; cytoplasm
Molecular function (GO): microtubule plus-end binding
Source: RefSeq, a predicted model, not a curated record